Nymphalis io (European peacock) is the source of this 2577-nucleotide messenger RNA. RefSeq names its product synaptic vesicle 2-related protein-like. The record is from RefSeq and is a predicted model, not a curated record. NCBI's taxonomy places the organism in Eukaryota, Metazoa, Arthropoda, Insecta, Lepidoptera, Nymphalidae. Gene Ontology annotation, molecular function: transmembrane transporter activity. The coding region runs from base 230 to 1702 and encodes 490 amino acids. The transcript has 11 exons. Gene Ontology annotation, biological process: transmembrane transport.
UGUCUAAUCAUUCGACAAUUAUUUAUAAAUAACGUUUUCGAAAUUAUAUUAAGCGCAUAAGUGUUUAUCGAUAUCAUUCUAAAACGAUUAACGAAUUCACACUUAAGAUGUAGUAUACAUUUUAUUUGCUAGAUACGUCUCAGCCACAGAACCAGUAGGUCGGGACCGACGAAAUUUAUAAUUUAAAUUAAAUAAUUAAUUACUUAAUUGUUUAAACAGUGUUAACAAUAUGGGUGGUGUAGUAGAGAAUGAAGACAAAGUGCCGUUUGAGGAAGCAUUAAACAAAUCAGGGUUUGGCCUAUACAGCUACUUAUUAUUAAGCGUGUCGGGUCUUGUGGUGAUCGCAGUGGUAUGUACAGCCUACGGCAAUACCAUAAUCGUCCCGACCAGUGCUUGUGAACUACAGACCACUACCGCUCAGAGAGGUGUUCUGGCUGCAGUUCCAGUUGUAGGUUUGAUCGUUGGUGGUAUAUUAUGGGGAUACCUCGCUGAUGUCUUUGGUCGAAGAUUAACACUCAUAAUAUCUUUAAUAUCGUCUGCGGUUGUCAAUUCACUGGCCAGCAUAUCCGUGAAUUGGAUAAUGCUCAUGAUUCUACAAUUUAUCGCUACACUCUUAUCAUCGGGUCAGUAUUCAAUGGCUAUGACAAUGCUUAGUGAAAGUGUUCCUAUGGUAAAGCGAAACAUAGUGGUCCUACUGGUGGGGAGUAUAUUCCUGUUAGCGCAAGGAAUUAUGGCAGUAUUGGCAAUACCAAUAAUUCCACUUACCUUCUCUUAUGAGUUACCGACCCUUGGUAUUUAUUGGAACUCCUGGCGGACUUUGCUUUUGGUGUACUCAGCACCAAGUAUAUUAUCUGCGUUAUGGUUAUUUUUCAUGUAUGAAAGUCCGAAAUUUCUUUUUGCUAAGGGUCGAGAGACGGAAGCUUUAAAAAUUUUAAAGAAUAUUCAUAGAUUAAAUAAUUUGGGCUCCAAAUCGGAAUAUAAUGUACAAAGUUUUGAGGCGGAUACUACGACUAGUUCGAUCUCAAAAUCUGCUAAAGAGCAAAUUUUGCCAUUAUUUAAAUCACCCUUGUUAAAGAACACAAUAAUACUGACUUUGCUUUUUAUAUUCCAACAAAUCGGCUCAUUCCAAGUGUGGCUGCCGACAAUUACUAAUAAAUUAGUAGAAAUAUUGGAAACAGGAGAAGGAUCAAAUCUUACUCUUUGCGGUAUACUUCGUAGCAGCAUCAGUGCUCCCCCUGAUCCCGAUGCAGUACCUUGUUCAUUGAACGUGACGUCUCUUUUGAUCGUGCUUGCGGUUGGCGCAAUGCAAUCCGUUACAAAUGCUAUUAUAAGCAUAGUAAUAAAUCGCAUCGGUCGACGUAACAUGGUGAUGUUUGUAGCUGCAUUUUGUGGCUUAUGCGGCAUUAUUGUCAAUCUCGUACCUAACGCCAUCGGCAGUGCUGUCAUGUUCUUCAUUUUACUAAUCGGUAUCGUUAAUAUCGGAUUGUAUACCGCCAUGGCCGUAGCACUGUUCCCUACUUAUCUAAGGGCACUGGCAGUGGCUUUUACAAUGACUGGGAGUCGUAUUGGCGCUUUCGCGUCAGUGCAAAUCCUCAAUGUUUUACUAGAAAGUAAUUGUGAAGUCGGCUUCUACGUCUAUUCAGCUGUUUUUGCGUCUUCUGCUGUCAUCGCCCUUUUCCUUGCCAAUGAUCGAAGCCCUUAAAAUACAGCGAAAAACAAUAUUAUGAAUUGUAAAUAUAACGUAGGUGAGGCACCACUAGGUAUAUAGAAUAUACGAGGGUAUAUAGAAUGAUAAAAUCAUUCUCCAUUUACAAUCCUAGCUAUCUCUUAUGGACGUGUAUACUACGUAGGUAUGGGUCGGUUAUCGAAUAAUGUUAAGAUACAAUACUUCAUGUAUAAUUAAAGAAAGCCUAAGUUACAAUUAUUACUUAGUAAAUUAAUAAUAUUAAAUUAAUUUACCUACAAAGUCGGAAAAUAUAGGUCCAACGUCUAUCACUCCAAAGGCAAUCCUAUAGAUUACUCGAUCUCGACAAAAUAUAAUAAUAUCGACGUAAUGUAUUUUAUACCAAAAAAUAAUGAAAGAUUUCUCAAUCUAGACAGUCUGAGUCAUUUUAGAACAUGCCAGGAAUAAGAGUGAUGUUGAUUUUUAUUGUUAAAACUGAAUGUUUCAUACCCGAGUAUUAUAAUCACGAAAAUUAUAUUAGCUGCUACUAAUAAUGGAUAGUAGAACUAUGAUAUUGAAGGCGGAAUUAUAAUAGGCUGCAGCCUUAAAAAGAAAAGGCUUUAAUCUUAAUAAUUCCACACUUGACUGUGAUUACUAGAGCAUAAAACUAGAUUUUUAUGUUUCAUAAACGUAUUCUUGUAAAUAGUUAUUGUAAACACAAAUGUACUCUAUAAAAUAAUAAAUAAUAAACAAUAACCUAACAAAUGACUUUAAAGAUAAAUAUUCUUAUUUAUAUUUAGUAUAAUAUCGAAGAGAAGUUUGCCAUAAUAAUGUUAAAUAUUCUCAAACAAAUGAAAAUAUAAACGCGAGAUCUCAAUGUGAUAUAAGUGCAUCACCGUAUCAUAUUAAAAAUG